Messenger RNA from Sander lucioperca (pikeperch), 1592 nucleotides. RefSeq names its product amidohydrolase domain containing 1 (gene amdhd1). The coding region runs from base 101 to 1399 and encodes 432 amino acids. Gene Ontology annotation, molecular function: imidazolonepropionase activity. The transcript has 10 exons. NCBI's taxonomy places the organism in Eukaryota, Metazoa, Chordata, Actinopteri, Perciformes, Percidae. Gene Ontology annotation, cellular component: cytoplasm. The record is from RefSeq and is a predicted model, not a curated record.
ACUUUAAACUCUGCUCUCUUGAACAAAUAUUUGCCUGUUCCCAAACUAGUUGAAAGCCAGUCACUCUGAAGAGAAGUGUUUCUGCUUUGGAUGAAUCAAAAUGUCCAAAAAUUAUAGACUCCUGGUGAAGAAUGCCAAACAGGUGGUCCUGAUCUGCAACAACGGAGAGAAGUUCAUGACUAAACAUGGGAUGCAAAAUCUUUCUGUGAUUGAAAAUGGGAGCAUAGUGAUAGGGAGUGAUGGGCUCAUUAAAGCCGUGGGGCCUGCAGAAAUCAUCGGAGCACAGUAUCCAGAAGCGUCCUUUGAUAAAGUGAUUGAUGCUUCAGGAAUGUGUGUCCUGCCUGGGUUGGUUGACGCCCACACCCAUCCAGUCUGGGCUGGUGACAGGGUGCAUGAAUUUGCAAUGAAGCUGGCAGGUGCCACCUACAUGGACGUGCACCGGGCCGGUGGAGGGAUCCACUUCACGGUGGAGCACACCCGAGCUGCCAGGUCCUCAGAGCUGCUGGCCUCCCUCAGCAGCAGGCUGGUCCGGAUGCAGCGAGCAGGUACAACCCUGGUGGAGUGUAAGAGCGGCUACGGACUGGAUCUGCAGACUGAGCUUAAGAUGCUGGAGGUGAUCGAGGAGGCCAGGGGCACCCUGCCCAUCAACAUCUCCUCAACCUACUGUGGAGCCCACGCAGUGCCCAAAGGGAAGACAGUUGCAGAAGCAACAAAGGACAUCCUGCAGGUUCAGCUGCCACGACUGAAGGAACAGAUGGCUGCUGGGACUCUGAGAGUCGACAACAUCGACGUGUUCUGUGAGCAGGGAGUGUUUGACCUCAGCUCUACUCGUUCCAUCCUGCAGGCCGGCAAAGACAUGGGCCUCCACAUUAACUUCCACGGAGAUGAGCUUCAUCCCAUGAACUCUGCUCAGUUGGGUGCAGAGCUCGGAGCCUUGGCCAUCAGUCACCUGGAGGAGGUCACAGACCAGGGGAUUGCUGCCAUGGCAACAGCAAGAACCGCCGCCGUCCUUUUACCAACUACAGCUUACAUCCUACGGCUGCCUCAGCCUCGGGCCAGAGAUAUGUUGGAAGCUGGAGUUAUUGUCGCCCUCGGCAGCGACUUUAACCCCAACGCCUACUGCUGCUCCAUGCCAAUAGUCAUGCACCUGGCGUGUGUCAACAUGAGGAUGUCCAUGCCUGAGGCUUUGGCUGCGGCCACCAUCAACGCAGCCUACGCCCUGGGGCGCUCCCACACACAUGGCUCCCUGGAGGUCAACAAACACGGGGACCUGCUGGUCCUCAACACCACACGAUGGGAACAUCUUAUCUACCAGCUGGGAGGACAUCAGGAGUUGAUCCGUUACGUCAUCAUUAAAGGAAACAUCGUCGUUGAUAAUGGCAAAACUAUGGACUUAUAAUCAGAAAAAAAAUGGUGAAGGUGCUAUCAAUAAUUGUGAUAGACAGCUAUACGAUAUUAAGGUAAUACUUUGACAUUUUUUGAAAUAUGUGUAUGUUUCUGGAAACGGGGAGACCAGUAGCCUAGCUCUGUCCACUGUUUUUAGAUAAAUGUCAUGUUAACUGUUGAUUAAAAUCUGCCUCUCUAUGCAUCUA